Molecule: messenger RNA, 4723 nt
Organism: Limulus polyphemus (Atlantic horseshoe crab)
Lineage: Eukaryota; Metazoa; Arthropoda; Merostomata; Xiphosura; Limulidae
Product: rho GTPase-activating protein 100F-like
Exons: 8
Coding region: 972-4205 (1077 amino acids)
Biological process (GO): signal transduction
Molecular function (GO): protein binding
Source: RefSeq, a predicted model, not a curated record
CUUACUGAUGCUGUGGUGAGAAGCCGCCUAGCGGUGAAGACGUUAAAAUUUUGUUCAAAGUCGGAGGUAAGGCGUGCACUUUGGUGUGCUGAUUUGGGGGAAGGCCGUCUAGUAGCAGGAUCAGAGUAGAGCAGCUGUUUAUAUGACCAAUAAGUGAUCACGAGCGUGUAGUGAAUAUGGAUAUUGUAAAAUAAGAAGAAUUUCCUCUUGCUAUUCAAUCCAAGCUCUUUUUUUUUUCCUUCUGAUUUUGAGCAAAAUGCGUGCAAAGUUUAUGUUUGGCUAACAGAAAAUUUCAGUUAAAAAUGAACCGGAAAACUCUCGGAUAUAUCAGGAAUAAAUUAAUUACAACAAAAUUUAGAUUGUGAGUACAACUUGUAUAGUACACGCUAGCAGCAAAUCUCCGGUCUUCCCAGAAGGCCAGCACUACACGAACAUUCAGGCAUAUCAGAAACGCUGAGCUCUUCUGAGCAGAUGACGUAUUUAGGUUUAUGCUUCGCGGAGAAGAGGCUAACCCGGCACAGGAGACCGGGAGGCCAAGCGACUGCCAUGACAAACAAACAGGGCUGCAUGUAGCUGCUGACAUGCCUUCACACGAGGAGGUUUUCUACCCCUGACCUCUGAACCCUGCGGAACUGGUACAGCUUAGAUAAUUUUGUUCCAGUUCAACGCACAAGAAAUAUAAUUGCCUUUCCCAAGAACUAUCACUUAGUUACACCUUUCUUCGUAAUCUCUGAAAAAAGUUUCGAUUCUAAACCUCGUUGGACGUGUUAUCAACUUUUUUUAGAGGGGGAGGGGUGAUCAUCUUUCUAAAUAAUAGUAUUUCGAUGUCCGAGUAAUAGCACGUGCUUUUGUACUGCCCAUGAAUCCUUGUGUAGCCUUAGUUUGUCUGCGAAUGCCCAACUUAACUGGAUGACGGACAACACUGUGUAAGUGUCCUAUCUGGCCAGAACGGAAGCCAACAUUCAGCACACAUGAGCUCCUUUGCACAACCUCCCCGUCUACGAGAAAAGGUGAAGCACUUACUUUCUUCAAAGAUGCUUUGCUGCGGUCGUAGAAAGGAGACGGGGGAAGGUGACCUGGAGGCAGGAGAAGAUGGUUCUCGAAGAGCUGGCCCGUCACGCCAAAGAAUACCGGAAAUGGUGGUUCAAAGUGACUUCCGGAAGGUUAGUGGAAUAUCUACUGAAAUUUUCCGUCAGAUUGAAGCGGUUGAGAAUGAAUACGACGCCACAACAGCUGCCAAUAUUGAAGCUGUUGAGAAGCGAGGAGAGAUGAUUAUACGUGUUCUGGAUCCCCGGAAUCUGGGAAGGGUGGGUGCUGAGACCAGUAAGAAACAUCUCAGCGGCACUGAUUCCAACCACACCGUGCAGUUUGUGGAAAUCAUCAAACGCCCAGGCCAGACUCUAGGCCUGUAUAUUAGAGAAGGGGACGGCACUAGGUUGAACGAGGGCGUCUUCAUAUCAAGAAUUGCCUUAGAGAGUGCUGUGUACGAUAGCGGAAUUUUAAGAGUAGGGGACGAAAUCUUGGCUGUUAAUCUAGUAGACGUCAGACAGAUGAGUUUGGAUGAUGUUGUUAUCAUUAUGUCUAUUCCACGCAGAUUAGUGCUUACCAUUCGCUCUAAAAUUUCAGGCAGAGCAUCUAUACACGCGUCUCAUAGAGUGGUGGAAGAAAUCCGUCAACCUGUUGUAGUAUGGAAGAAAGAGGUUGAAGAGGAAGGUCCAGACGACAUUUCCACCAGCAAUAAUGAAGAUGGUCAGUUAUCCAGAGUUCGGAAUAAGGGCUUGUCAUCUGAAAUGUUAGGCAUAGAGCGGCCUAUGAGUGGUAGAGAGGGACUUCCUUCUGAAGAGCAUCUUCUUUUUUACAAUUCCCAACCUCGUGGAAUGCAUGUAUCCAGAACCUCAGGCGUUGAUAUUAAAGAUGAGGAGCGCCUCUGGAGCAGAGAAGCUGUUGAACAAGUGCCAGCGAAUGUUGUCAUUCGUCAGCCAAUGACGCAACAAGUUUUCCCUAAAACACUGGAAAACUUAGCUCAAAGAGUACAUACUUUUCACGCUGGACCAUCACUCACAGCUAGGAAGUCUCAGAUGUCCGCAUCGCACACUUUAUUGCCUUCGAGGCCAGAAAGAGGCACAACUGCCCGUCACCGCCUCUGGGAUGAGCACGGCUCUUUUUUAGCUAGUAAACCUACACGUCUACUUAGGACUGAGAGUGAACAGAAAAUUCCUACUGAAAGAGAAGAGUGGCUUGAGCGGUAUGCUUCAAGAGGAAUUCGUCCAGCUCUGAGAAUGGCGCGCACGAUGCAGCCUCGUGGUCGAGUCCGACGUUACGAAAGAGAUGUUCCGCCUCAUACAGGCAUUUUACGACGGCGAUCUGUGGUGGAAAGUUGUUCGGAUACUGAGGUACAGACCAACUCCAAAGACUCAAUGUUAUACAGACAAUACAGCCUAGGCCGCGCUGCUCCGAUUAGGGGAACAGCUGGCCAAGUCCGGAGCAAUUCACUGCCACGAGCCCGUGCUAUUGAGCUAGAACCCCGCCAACCCCGCCAGUCUGUCCGUUUCGUUAAGAAAACUCUGCCUUACGACUCUCAGGAGGACAGCGAUGGGGCCGUUUCUGCUCCAGAGCUUCCGUCGUUCCGGUCUGGCCGGCGAGGCGUAGGUCGCCGCGGUCCUUCCCCGAACGUCUUUACGGCAGCUGAGUACCGCGCUUGGAUGAGCCGAGCUCCCUCUACUUCAGCCAUCUAUGAACGGGUUCGACGUGGUCGGGGAAUGACACAAGUACAGCCGCUGCCUAGGAUCGCACAUAGUGCCGAAAGUCUGCUGGACUCCUUCCGUCAGGAAGAGCAGGCAGGUCUCCAUUCCUCGCAAGUUCAAGUAAGACAUUCCCUCUUGCGCCCUGGAUCUGAAGAUAUAGCCCAAACUUCCCGAUUUUUACAAUCACAAAAUUUAGAACAAGGUCGUCAGGUUCCGCAUCCCACCCCCAUAAAGCCAUCGGAGGAUAGGAUGCAUUUACUUACUCUUAACCCUCGAGAAUUCUUUAAGUACAAACCAGAGAAGGAUUCCGAAACAGUGCUCCAGACUAACAGUUUCACCGGACUGCUGUGGGUCCAUCUCCUAGCGGGUCGAGGGCUCAGACCAACCGGUCAUGCCGACCACUUCCGGGACUUGUACUGCGUCAUAGAAUGUGAUCACAUACAUAAAGCCAGAACCGUUGUGAGAACAGGAGACCACAGCUUUGACUGGGACGAAAUAUUUGAACUUGACCUUGUUGAAAAUAAUGAAAUAACGUUUCUUCUCUAUAGUUGGGACCCCAAUUCUCGACACAAGCUUUGCUAUAAGGGCACAGUUCACCUUCUAACGGUCCUACGAGAAUCCCCGGUUCAUAGUCUCGCCCUCAAGCUCGAGCCUCGUGGCACCCUCUACCUCAAAAUUCAUUACAAGGACCCUCGACAGUCCUUCCAAAGGCUCCCGGCACCAAGUUCUUCUGGAGUGUUUGGAGUUGACUUAGAAACGGUGGUGGCUAGAGAAAAUACUGGCUUUGGCAUCCCUUUAGUGGUAAAGAAAUGUCUAGAUGAAAUAGAGAAACGAGGGUUAGACAGCGUAGGAAUCUAUAGACUCUGUGGCUCAGCAGUCAGGAAAAAAAUAUUAAGAGAUGCAUUUGAACGAACUACUUGGAUGGUUGACUUGUCAAUAGAACAUGUUCCAGACAUUAACGUUAUUACUGGUGUCCUGAAAGAUUACCUGCGAGAACUCUCUGAACCGCUCUUCACCAAAGGUCUCUUUGAUAUGCUAGUGGACGGAUUGAGUGUCUGCCUUCCAGACGACCCUGAAGGAAACGCCAAACUCAUGUUCAGUAUACUUGAGUGUCUGCCUAAAGUUAAUAGAUGCACGGCCAUGGUUUUAAUGGAUCAUCUCAAGCUAGUAUCCAACCACAGUGAAAGAAACAAGAUGACAUCACAGAGCUUAGCCAUGUGCUUCGGGCCUGUCGUCAUGUGCCACACCGAAACUGGAGAUCCUGCUGUCGACCUCCGGAAAACUAUUGAUGUCUUCAGAUAUCUUAUAGAUAUCUGGCCCGCCAAAAAAGUCUCAGGUAAUGGGAGCAGCGACUCUAGUAACAAUGAACAAAAUGGGCACCCAGCCCAAGAUCCAGAGGAAGAGAAGAAGACAGUGGCAUGGUCUGUUGGUCAUCAAGUUCUUCCUAUAUCUACAUGUUAAUAACGGUUGUUUAAGAAGUGCCGCAGUUUGUUUCAUCCAUGGUUCCAAAGAAGCCAAAAAAAAAAAAGCUGCCUCAAGGAACAUAUAAAAUUUCUUUAAAAAAAAAGACACGUAAAAUUAUUUAAUCCAUAAGGUACGAAUGCAAGUAUAAUUAUGUUCUAAAGUUAUUUGUAUCUUUCACGUCUGUGGGUCCUUCUAUGAAAUUAUAAAUAUAAAAAUAAUUGUUACGUGAAUCUAACUCAACGUUACAUAGUAUGCUCAGCAGAUGCCGCUUUAGCCUUUCCGUUAAUGUAUCCAUCUGUCGGCAGAGUUUGUUCCUAGUUCAACCUCAUAUGUGCACUUAAUCUGAAUCCUAUUGUUAGUUAGAAGAACCCCUGUACGUAGAGACUUUGACGUAGAUACUCAGUUGUUGUUUAAUGUCAGUGGAUUUUGUUAAAGACACACAAACUGUUAAGGAGAAUGAUUUAUUGUCCGUCAUUUCUUUGUUUUUAAUAAACGACUGACUGAUCUCUUGUGAA